AUGUCAAGUUCAGAAAAGCGAUUGAAGAGAUCCAAAGAGAAAACAGAAAGCCAAAGAAAAGAAAAGCAUACACAUAACUCAACCCAUCCCGUUGGUUGGAUGAGGAGACACGGCGUUUCAAACAUGCAAAGUGGUAUUUCAUCAAGCGCCUUUGUCCGAAAUGAGAAAAAAGGUCCGUCAACGCCGAGAGAUGUGGUGAGAAGCAGAAGAUGA
Molecule: messenger RNA, 213 nt
Organism: Penicillium oxalicum
Lineage: Eukaryota; Fungi; Ascomycota; Eurotiomycetes; Eurotiales; Aspergillaceae
Exons: 1
Coding region: 1-213 (70 amino acids)
Source: RefSeq, a predicted model, not a curated record